Molecule: messenger RNA, 738 nt
Organism: Durusdinium trenchii
Lineage: Eukaryota; Dinophyceae; Suessiales; Symbiodiniaceae
Source: the annotation of a GenBank genome assembly
AUGGUGUCAUUGAGAGUUCAUGGUCAACCCUUGCCUGAAGUUGAUUCCUAUCGGUACUUGGGCGGCGUUCUCCAUUGGGCAGGUUCUCAUGGGCCUCUGCUCGGUGAUUUGCAGUCCCGGCUCCGCUCCAAGACUGGCCAGUUCCUUCACUGGGCUCGGGCCAAGCAGGCUCAUUUGGACCUUCUGUCCAUCACUGGACGGGCUGAGUUGCCGCCGCAGGACAAGCGUCAGCGGCGAGAAAUCACCCUUGCGUGUAUCAUUGUCCAGUUGAGGCAGUGGCUCUGGCCAUACAGAAAGGUGGCCUUGGAGGAGAAUGGCCUGGCCAUUGCAUUUGCCAGUGAAGACUUGCAGGCGGAUCGUGAACUCAUGGAGACGGCCUUGCGCAGAACGGGGGAAGCACUGGAGCUGCUGGAGGCCUUCCAGGCAGAUGAGGAGAUCGUUUUGUGGGCAGUGCAAACCUCCGGAACCUGCUUGCGCUUCGCAGCAGAAGAGCUGCGGAGGGAUCCCGAUCUUUGCCUCGAGGCAGUGCGACAGAAUUGGGAAGCAAUUGAGUAUUGCCACCCUACGCUGUACUCGGACUGGGACUUCAUGAAGCAGGCCAUUGGCUCCAGCUGGCGCUGCUUGUCAUUUGCGCAUCCAGAUCUUUGCAACGACAAGGAGGUGGUGCGAAUAGCACUGAGGCACCUGAAGAGCGAAAGAGCACUGAGGCUCAUCGUUAAACGAAGAAAGCGCACAUGA